GUCCCCCUGUCCCACAGGGAACUGGCGUCCCAGAUCGCGGAGCAGUUCCGAGUGCUGGGCAAACCCCUGGGCCUGAAGGACUGCGUGGUGGUGGGAGGUCUGGCUGGUUGCCCAGCUCAGGGAGCUGUUCCCCAGGUGCUGGACGAGGCUGACCGCCUGCUGGAGCAGGGCUGUGCAGAUUUCAGCGCUGACCUGGAGCUGAUCCUGGAGGCGCUGCCCGCUCGCCGCCAGACCCUGCUCUUCAGUGCCACCCUCACGGCCACCCUGAGCCAGCUGCAGGCCCUGGCUGCCAACAAACCCUUCUUCUGGCAGGCUGAGGCCCAGGUGAGGACGGUGGAGGGGCUGGAGCAGCGUUACCUGCUGGUGCCUGAGGCACUGAAGGAUGCUUACCUGGUGCACCUGGUGCAGAGCUUCCAGGAGCAGCACCACGACUGGGCCAUCAUCAUCUUCACCAAAACCUGCAAGGACUGCCAGGUGCUGAACAUGAUGCUGAGGAGGUUCCAGUUCCCCUCGGUGGCUCUGCACUCCAUGAUGAAGCAGAAACAAAGAUUUGCAGCUCUGGCCAAGUUCAAGUCCAGCAUCUUCAAGAUCCUCAUUGCCACAGAUGUGGCUGCCAGAGGUUUGGACAUCCCUGCAGUCCAGCUUGUCAUCAACCACAACACCCCAGGGCUGCCCAAAAUCUACAUCCACCGUGUGGGCCGGACAGCACGGGCUGGGAGGACGGGCCUGGCCCUCACGCUGGUCACUCAGUACGACAUUCACCUGGUGCACGCCAUCGAGGCUGAGAUCAAGCUGCAGCUGCAGGAGUUCUCUGUGGAGGAGCAGCAGGUGCUGAACAUCCUGACCCAAGUGAACGUCACCAGGAGGGAGUGUGAGAUUGUGAGUGACUGAGACCCACAGUGCAGCACUAAUUACCUUAAUUAAAUUAAUUUGAUUGCACACAACCCGAAAUGAUCACCUGAAACUAGGAGGAAAAAAGAAAAAAAAAAA
Messenger RNA from Ficedula albicollis (Collared flycatcher), 990 nucleotides. RefSeq names its product DEAD-box helicase 49 (gene DDX49). The record is from RefSeq and is a predicted model, not a curated record. NCBI's taxonomy places the organism in Eukaryota, Metazoa, Chordata, Aves, Passeriformes, Muscicapidae. The transcript is spliced from 8 exons. The annotation marks the transcript as partial. Gene Ontology annotation, molecular function: ATP binding; nucleic acid binding.